Messenger RNA from Hyaloperonospora brassicae, 528 nucleotides. The record is from the annotation of a GenBank genome assembly. NCBI's taxonomy places the organism in Eukaryota, Oomycota, Peronosporomycetes, Peronosporales, Peronosporaceae.
AUGUCGUCGUCGCCGGACUCGGUCGUCGACGUCUACGCCGGGCUCCUGGUCGCCACGUGCAUGACCGUCGGGCUCUGCGGCAUGGACGCCAACAAACUGCUCGUGAACGUCGUGACCAUGACGAAGAUUGCGGUCGUGGUCUUCAUCAUCGUCGUGGGCUCUGCACUGCCGCGCGACGAACCUCGUGCCCUUUGUGCCCGACGCGCAGCCCCGGGCACGAGUCCGACAGCGCCGUCGCCUCGCCCGCCGUCGCGUUCGGCUGGCCCGGCCCGAAGCAAAGGACCCGGCCACGAACAUUCCCGCGCGAUCGUCGGCACGAUCCUGGGCGCCGCGACGUUGAGCGUGCUCGCGACGUUGGCGCUCGUGGGCAUGCAAAAGUACACGGCCAUUGACGCCGACGAAGCCUUUGGCGCGGCGUUCACGAGCGUAGGCCUCGACUGGGCCGCGUCGUUUGUUGCCGUGGGCGAAGUGCGACGAUGCCCAUCACGUCGGUCAUUGCGUUCCUCGCGCAAGCCGCGGGUGCUCUAA